ACUUUUAUCCUAAGCUUUGCAUAUACCAACAACCCCCUUUUCUAACAUGUCAUUCAAAGGAUCCGUUUUGAUCACUGGCUGCAGCAAUGGAGGAGCCGGUGCUGCUAUGGCGAUGACUUUCCAGAAGGAAGGUUACCAAGUCUUUGCAUCUUCUCGCAACUUAGGAACUAUGUCCAAUGUCGAAAGUCUGCCAAACGUCAAGCUGAUUCAGCUUGAUAUUACCAAAGCCACAGAUAUCCAAGCUGCCACAGACAGUGUAAGCAAGGAAACCGGCGGGACUCUAACGUAUCUUGUCAACUGUGCUGCUCGCAAUCACUUCAUGCCAUUGCUAGAUGAAGACAUUGAAGCCGGAAAAGCACUGUACGAUACCAAUGUCUGGGGACCGCUGGCAGUGACUCAGGCUUUUGCGCCUUUCUUGAUCAAGUCCAAAGGGACUGUUGUUUUUAUCACAUCAUUAUCAGGAUACCUCAACGUGCCCUAUCAAGGUACAUUUGCCGCGUCCAAACGGUCCGAAGAAAUCAUGGCAGAAACUUUGAGACUUGAACUUGCUCCGUUCCAUGUAAAAGUUCUCUCCGUCGUGACGGGUGCUCUCAAAACCAUGGGACAAACUCACUUUGACGAUUGGAAGCUGCCAGAUAAGUCUCUAUAUGCACCAAUCGAAUCAACUAUCUGCGAUAGGGCUCGUGGCCAGGAAGGUGCGCCUAGAAUGGAUGCUAUGGAUUAUGCCAAGCGUGUUGUAUCCGAGAUCAUCAAGGGUAGAACGGGGAAGUUCUGGUACGGAGCGAGUGCAGGGGCAGUCAAAUUUGGCACGUCGUAUCUUCCAACAUUCCUUAUGGACAGUGGCGUGCAGAUUAAAACCGGUUUAGAUGUGUUGGCGAAACAGAACAAAUAGGAUGACGCGAAUAAUUGUAGUAUAUUCAGACUACAGUCAGUGUUAAGAGCUUAUAUUUGGGGGCUUAUGCAAGAGGACAAAUAGAAUGUGACUGUAAAAUGUUACAUAUCAGGACUUCUUUAUUGUCAAUUCAUAUAUUUAACCCAA
Molecule: messenger RNA, 1039 nt
Organism: Daldinia decipiens
Lineage: Eukaryota; Fungi; Ascomycota; Sordariomycetes; Xylariales; Hypoxylaceae
Product: NAD(P)-binding protein
Exons: 3
Coding region: 47-892 (281 amino acids)
Biological process (GO): triglyceride catabolic process; phosphatidic acid biosynthetic process
Cellular component (GO): endoplasmic reticulum; lipid droplet
Molecular function (GO): triacylglycerol lipase activity; acylglycerone-phosphate reductase (NADP+) activity
Source: RefSeq, a predicted model, not a curated record